This is a messenger RNA of Arabidopsis lyrata subsp. lyrata, 1108 nucleotides long. RefSeq lists its product as uncharacterized. The record is from RefSeq and is a predicted model, not a curated record. The coding region runs from base 106 to 1005 and encodes 299 amino acids. NCBI's taxonomy places the organism in Eukaryota, Viridiplantae, Streptophyta, Magnoliopsida, Brassicales, Brassicaceae. The transcript has a single exon.
CCUCAUGAAGGCUUGCCGAACGGCGAUACCUUGCCAAGCACCCGAAGUCUCCAAAACUGACCUGCUGAGAGUAGCGACCCGACGCGCGACCUGGAGCUGGAACGUAUGAACACAAUGCUCAAGGACAUGUCAUCCAAAAUGCACCGGGCCACCAGCUCCGCGCCCGAACUGGAGAAGGUAUUGGAGGAGACGCAACGAUCGCCCUUCACAACACGCAUCUCAGAAGUACGCGUCCACCAUGUCAAAAACAAGGUCAAGCUUAUUCCCUACAACGGUCUCACUGACCCGAAGCCUUUCCUGAAGUCUCUCAGUAUUGCGAUCAACCGCGCCCAGUUCUCCGCUGCGGAGCGUGACGCUGGUAGCUGCCAGUUACUCGUGGAGAACCUGACCGAUGACGCGCUAAACUGGUUCUCACGACUCGAGGCCAAUACGAUCGACAGCUACCACCAGCUCACUUCCGUUUUCUUGCAACAUCACUCAAUAUUUAUGGUCAAAGGUACUUCGAAUGCCGACUUAUGGACCAUGUCUCAAAAAGAUAAAGAACCGUUGAGGAAAUUCAUUGAGCGAUUCAAGAAAGUCGUUUCCAGCAUUGUCAUAACUGAUGAUGCCGCGAUCGCCACUCUACGUAAUGCGUGCUCGUACGAGUCCCGAUUCAGAGAAGAUCUCGUAAUUACUCAACCAGCAACAUUGGAGGAUGCUCUGCAUCGUGCUAAUCGAUUCAUCGAAGUCGAAGAAGAGAAGACCGCGAUGGCAAAACGACAACCCAAAGCAUCAAGUUCGAAAGAUAAGUCCCACGAUGAGCACUACGAACCUCGCCAACACUACGACAGGGAUUAUGCUAAAAUUGACAAAGCCAAGAAAGCAGCGACAUAUGUCGUUGGCGGGUCAGACUCGCAACCUUCGAAACCGUGGAACAAAUAUUAUCGUGAAACAGAUCCAAAACGCAAUCAAGCGUAUUGCGAGUUUCAUAAAGUCUCUGGUCAUUCGACCGACGAAUGUCGAUAACUCCAACUCUUACUUCUCUCGAAAUUCAAAAAGGGCGAUCUCGAUGUCGAAAAUGAACGACGCCAAGUGGCCGCUCACAAGGAUAAUCUAUACCACCCAGUUC